Harpegnathos saltator (Jerdon's jumping ant) is the source of this 1943-nucleotide messenger RNA. RefSeq names its product tetraspanin-11. The record is from RefSeq and is a predicted model, not a curated record. Lineage: Eukaryota; Metazoa; Arthropoda; Insecta; Hymenoptera; Formicidae. The coding region runs from base 932 to 1822 and encodes 296 amino acids. The transcript has 10 exons. Gene Ontology annotation, cellular component: plasma membrane.
AGGCGAACGUGGAAUCCGGAGAGGGCGGACGUUCCGGCAUCUCGCGCGCAGAUGACUCUCGGACUGUCCGCGGUGACGGCGUACUUGGCCGCGAUCCUUCCGCCGCCGCGAUCAACGCGCGAGAUCCUUCAGCCCUCCGCCGGAAAGGACACAUUUAUGCACGUGAGUGCCGAAGGUUCCAUCGAUCUCCCCGGCGAUAUCGACGAGUAACAGGCGGGUCCGUCCACCUUGUUGGCUCUCUCUCUCUCUCUCUCUCUCUCUCUGUCUCUCCUCCUCCCUCUUUCCCUCUCUGCCGCUCCGCGUCACCACCGCUCGAACGCGGCGUCGCGACGCCCGUGACGACGAGUCCGGAGCGCCGCGCAGAUCGGAGCAUCAGGACCCUAGGCCUGGAAGAGAGCGAUGACAAGGAUCGCGAACCACCUGUGAACCACAGCUUUGCACCGCAAGUCAAGACGCAGGAGUGCCUCUGGGAUUAUGAGCGUGCGUCCGCCUGUGUGAUUGAUUGUGCGACGCGACUGGUGAAACGUACGACAGUGUGUGGCGGCUGCAGAGGUGUCCGGUGAGAUAUCAAAGUGGCCGACGGACGUCGUUGUCGUCGAGGCGACUCAUGUCUGACAGGGAUUUCGGUAGGAGCUGCUCUCCGUAUAAAAUUCUCAGCUACUUGUAGGCGUGAAGGGCGCUCUCGUAAAUUUGCUGCCAGUUGUGGCGCAAUUUUGUAGAUUUCUUCUGGGGGAAAUCGUGAUGUAUCUUGCCCUCGCCGUCUUUGCUAACGACCGGUGAUUUCUGACGACUGUGAUGAAAUGUGCAGCCGUUGAACAGAUCGUAGCUGCCGAAUGUUGUCACGAGCGAGGCGGGAAGAUCUGGAUUUAUCGAGAGAGCAACGUUCUCGGGAAAGUUGCACACGUGUAACUCUCGUAAAGAUUAAACAUUGAUGGUUGGAGGAUCAAGGAUAACAAACAUGAAAUACUUGAAAGUCGCGUUAUUCACGUUCAAUCUGUUAAUAUGGUUGGCCGGCUGCACGGUACUCGUUAUAGGCGCGUGGCUGCUCCUGGAGCCCAGCAAGGGAGACAUCCUCAAUCUGUUCAUACCUAACAUCAAGCCGCACGAGACUAUCAAUUUGAUAGCCUACAGCCUCCUCGGGCUCGGCUUCAUCGUGCUCACGGUCGGCUUCUUCGGCUGCCGCGCCGCGCUACGCGGCAAUCAGUGCAUCAUCACCACCUAUAUGAGCAUGCUGGCCGCGCUAAUCAUCACGGAACUGGUGAUGGCUGCCAUCGGCGGGCUGAUGACUUACCAGAUCUUGUCCGACCUCGAGGGGAGACUCAGCAGCAAGCUGACGGUGCAAUACGGUCAUGAUCCGACCAGCGACGUCCCCUUCAGCCGGAGCCUGGACUUUGCGCAAUACAAGUUUAAUUGCUGCGGAAUUUACGGCGACGAGGAUUACAACGGCACGGCCUGGUGGAGAGAUGCGCAAAUCUCGGGGACCAAGAGGCAGGUUCCUCUAACGUGUUGCGUUCUCAAAAAUACCGAGAAUAAGAACACGGGCAGCCCGAUGAGCGUCGUCUCCAGGGUGUUUCACAAAAAUAUCGAGAAGCCGUGGCUGCAUCCGCAGCCGAAGGAUGAGGCUGCGUGUCAAGUAGGAGACAAAGAGGGUCACGAGGGAUAUAGACACAAAGAAGGCUGUCUCGGGAAAGUCUCGAACUGGCUGCAGAGCGAGAGCUUCACCCUGGUGUUCCUCGGCAUGGCGAUGGCAGGGAUACAGACAUUCGGGAUAAUAACGUCCGCCUUCCUCUGUCGGACGAUACGGGACAUGCAGGAUGAAUGAUCCACCCUCCUCAGAAUGAUACGCGACUGCAAUGCAAUAAGAAGAAUGGCGCAGCAGUGACAACACUGACAUAAAGAGAAAGAGUGAGAGACGGGCCAGAGAGAGAGAGAGAGAGAGAGAG